This is a messenger RNA of Anastrepha obliqua, 6295 nucleotides long. It is a transcript of the gene Lar, whose product is annotated as tyrosine-protein phosphatase Lar. Gene Ontology annotation, biological process: protein dephosphorylation. The record is from RefSeq and is a predicted model, not a curated record. Lineage: Eukaryota; Metazoa; Arthropoda; Insecta; Diptera; Tephritidae. The coding region runs from base 73 to 5706 and encodes 1877 amino acids. The transcript is spliced from 16 exons. Gene Ontology annotation, molecular function: protein binding; protein tyrosine phosphatase activity.
ACGCCACCCGGUUUUCCGGUAAUAACUCAGGGUCCCAGCACACGGGUAAUCGAAGUCGGUCAUACGGCGGUAAUGCAAUGCAAAGCCAUUGGUAAUCCAACGCCCACAAUCUACUGGAUUAAGAAUCAGACAAAGGUCGAUAUGAGCAAUCCACGCUACUCGAUAAAAGAUGGUGGCCUACAAAUCGAAAACAGUCGCGAAGAGGAUCAAGGCAAAUACGAAUGUGUCGCCGAAAAUUCGGUUGGCACCGAACACUCGAAAGCAACGAAUUUAUAUGUGAAAGUACGACGAGUACCGCCUACAUUUUCACGCCCGCCAGAGCCCAUCAACGAAGUGAUGCUGGGUGCAAAUUUGAAUUUAUCUUGCAUUGCAGUGGGCUCACCUAUGCCGCAUGUGAAAUGGAUGAAAGGCGCUCAAGAUUUGACACCCGAAAACGAUAUACCCAUCGGUCGUAAUAUUCUUCAGCUAACAAAUAUACAACAGAGCGCAAAUUUCACCUGCAUUGCUGCUUCGUCUUUGGGGCAAAUUGAAGCGACGGCGAUGGUGAAAGUUCAAUCACUUCCAGCUGCUCCGACAGACGUGCAAAUCUCUGAAGUGACUGCCACUUCAGUGCGUUUGGAGUGGUCUUACAAGGGACCCGAAGAUUUGCAAUACUAUGUGAUACAGUACAAACCGAAAAAUGCGAACCAGGCUUUUAGUGAAAUCAGCGGCAUUAUCACCAUGUUUUAUGUCGUGCGCGCCUUAAGCCCCUAUACCGAAUAUGAAUUCUAUGUGAUAGCGGUGAAUACCAUUGGACGUGGGCCGCCAUCGAAACCCGAGACUUGUACCACUGGUGAGACAAGCGAUUUCACGUUUGGAGGUGCAAAAAUGGAAAGCGCGCCACGCAAUGUACAAGUCCGUCCACUGAGUUCCUCAACAAUGGUUAUAACGUGGGAACCGCCAGAGACACCAAAUGGACAAGUGACCGGCUACAAAGUCUACUACACCACAAAUCCCAAUCAACCGGAAGCAUCUUGGGACUCACAAAUGGUGGACAAUAGCGAAUUGACAACCAUUUCGGAAUUAACGCCGCAUGCCAUUUACACGGUUCGUGUACAGGCGUAUACCUCAAUGGGAGCCGGUCCCAUGUCCACGCCGGUACAAGUGAAGACACAACAAGGUGUCCCUUCACAGCCUAGUAAUUUCCGGGCCACCGAUAUCGGCGAGACCGCAGUCACAUUGCAAUGGUCAAAACCGACACAUUCCAGUGAGAAUAUCGUACACUACGAACUAUACUGGAAUGACACAUAUGCAAAUCAGGAUCAUCACAAGCGCAUUUCGAAUACUGAAUCCUAUACGCUUGAUGGUCUCUAUCCUGAUACCUUGUAUUAUAUAUGGUUGGCGGCGCGUUCACAGCGCGGCGAAGGUGCAACAACACCACCAAUACCCGUCCGUACGAAACAAUAUGUACCAGGUGCACCGCCACGCAAUAUCACUGCCGUCGCCACCAGCCCCACCACAAUAUCCGUCUCCUGGCUGCCACCGCCAGUGGAGCGCGCCAACGGACGCAUCAUCUACUACAAAGUCUUCUUCGUCGAGGUGGGCCGUGCCGAUAGUGACGCCACAAUAACAACGUUGAAUAAAACGCACAUCGUGUUGGACGAGCUCAAGCGUUGGACCGAGUACAAGAUCUGGACGCUGGCCGGCACCUCUGUGGGCGAUGGGCCGCGCUCGCAUCCGAUCAUUGUGCGCACACACGAAGACGUGCCUGGAGAUCCUCAAGAUGUGAAGGCAACUCCGUUAAAUUCAACUUCAAUUCAUGUUACCUGGAAACCACCAUUGGAGAAAGAUCGCAAUGGCAUUAUACGUGGCUAUCACAUACACGUACAAGAAAUGCGUGAUGAGGGCAAGGGCUUCCUAAACGAGCCACUCAAAUUCGACGUUGUCGACACAUUAGAGUACAAUGUGACCGGCCUGCAACCCGACACAAAAUACUCCAUUCAAGUUGCCGCGCUGACGCGCAAAGGUGAUGGUGAUCGCAGCGUGGCGGUAAAUGUGAAAACUCCAGGUGGUGUGCCGAUACGACCCACAGUAAGCCUAAAAAUAAUGGAACGUGAUCCCAUUGUUUCCAUCGAACUCGAAUGGGAACGUCCGGCGCAGACAUAUGGCGAAUUGCGUGGCUAUCGAUUGCGAUGGGGCGUUAAAGAUCAACCAUUGAAAGAGGAAAUACUACCGGGUCCGCAGAUUACCAAACGACGUUUCAAUGACUUGGAGCGUGGUGUGGAAUAUGAAUUCCGUGUUGCAGGUAGCAAUCACAUUGGCAUCGGUCAAGAGACAGUGAAAAUCUUCCAAACCCCCGAGGGCACACCUGGCGGACCACCCGCAAAUAUAACAGUGCGCUUCCAGACGCCGGAUGUGGUGUGUGUCACGUGGGAUCCACCCACGCGUGAGCACCGCAAUGGCAUUAUUACACGUUACGAUGUACAAUUCCACAAAAAAAUCGAUCAUGGUUUGGGUUCAGAACGAAAUAUGACGGUACGCAAGGCGGUGUUCACAAAUCUGGAGGAGAACACUGAGUAUAUCUUUCGCGUGCGCGCUUACACUAAACAAGGUGCCGGACCAUUCAGUGAAAAGAUAUUUGUCGAAACCGAACGUGAUAUGGGACGUGCACCAAUGUCAGUGCAAGCGGUCGCCACCUCAGAGCAAACGGCAGAAAUAUGGUGGGAACCAGUGCCAUCACGUGGAAAGCUGAUGGGAUACAAGAUUUUCUAUACAAUGACGGCGGUGGAAGAUUUGGAUGAAUGGCAAACGAAAACUGUUGGUCUUACGGAGUCAGCGGAUCUGGUAAAUCUCGAAAAGUUUGCGCAAUAUGCAGUGGCGAUAGCGGCGCGUUUCAAGAACGGACUUGGACGCCUGAGUGAGAAAGUUACAGUCAAGAUAAAGCCUGAGGAUGUGCCAUUAAAUUUGCGCGCUCACGAUGUCAGCACACAUUCGAUGACACUCAGUUGGUCACCUCCCAUACGUCUCAAUCCGAUCAAUUACAAAAUCUCGUUCGAUGCGAUGAAAGUGUUCGUGGACUCACAAGGCUUUACGCAAACACAAAUCGUACAGAAACGCGAUAUUAUACUGAAGCACUAUGUGAAAUCGCAUACAAUCAAUGAACUGAGUCCCUUCACCACCUAUAAUGUGAAUGUGAGCGCUAUACCAUCGGACUACUCUUAUCGCCCGCCUACUAAGAUCACUGUUACAACACAAAUGGCGGCGCCUCAGCCAAUGGUGAAGCCCGACUUCUACGGUGUAGUGAAUGGUGAAGAAAUACUGGUCAUUCUGCCACAAGCCUCCGAAGAAUAUGGUCCAAUUUCCCAUUACUACCUUGUUGUGGUGCCCGAGGAUAAGUCAAACUUGCACAAAAACCCCGAUCAGUUUCUAACUGAAGACUUGCUGCCGGGACGCAAUAAGCCUGAACGACCGAACUCGCCCUAUAUCGCCGCCAAGUUUCCACAACGUUCCAUUCCCUUCACUUUCCACCUCGGCUCUGGCGACGAUUAUCAUAAUUUCACCAAUCGCAAGCUUGAGCGUGAUAAGCGUUAUCGCAUUUUUGUGCGCGCCGUUGUCGAUACACCCCAAAAGCAUCUUUAUACAUCCAGUCCCUUUUCUGAGUUCCUGUCUUUGGAUAUGCGUGAAGCGCCACCGGGCGAGCGACCACACCGACCCGACCCGAAUUGGCCCUCCGAACCAGAGGUUUCUGUCAACCGCAACAAGGACGAACAAGGCAUGUGGUGGGUGGCUCUGCCAGUUGUUGCCGCACUCAUUUUCACCAUAUUCAUCACCUGGUGCAUUGUGCGACGUCGUCGUCAACCUUGCAAAACGCCUGAUCAAGCUGCCGUCACACGUCCACUGAUGGCAGCCGACCUUGGCGCCGGCCCCACGCCUAGCGAUCCCGUCGAUAUGCGUCGCUUGAACUUCCAAACACCGGGCAUGAUAUCCCAUCCGCCCAUUCCCAUUUCCGAAUUUGCCAAUCAUAUCGAGCGCCUCAAAGCGAAUGACAAUCAGAAAUUUUCGCAAGAGUAUGAGAGCAUUGAACCGGGACAACAAUUUACAUGGGACAACUCCAAUUAUGACUAUAACAAAUCAAAGAAUAGAUACGCAAAUGUAACUGCCUACGAUCACUCGCGCGUACAAUUGCCAUUGAUAGACGGCAUCAUCGGUUCGGACUACAUCAAUGCCAACUACUGCGAUGGAUAUCGGAAACACAAUGCUUAUGUGGCAACUCAGGGACCGCUACAAGAAACCUUUAGUGAUUUUUGGCGCAUGUGUUGGGAACUAAAAACGACCACUAUCGUCAUGAUGACACGCCUGGAGGAGCGCACACGCAUCAAAUGCGAUCAGUAUUGGCCGGUGCGCGGCACUGAGACCUACGGCCAAAUGUUUGUCACCAUCACAGAGACGCAAGAGCUGGCGACCUAUAGCAUACGCACCUUCCAGAUUUGCCGACAAGGUUUCAAUGAACGCCGCGAGAUCAAACAACUACAAUUCACCGCCUGGCCAGAUCAUGGCGUACCCGAACAUCCAGCACCAUUCCUACAAUUUUUGCGUCGCUGUCGAGCACUCACCCCACCAGACUCCGGUCCAGUCGUAGUGCAUUGCUCGGCUGGUGUUGGACGCACGGGUUGCUACAUUGUUAUUGAUUCGAUGUUGGAGCGCAUGAAGCAUGAGAAAAUUAUUGACAUAUACGGGCAUGUAACUUGUUUGCGUGCUCAACGCAACUACAUGGUGCAGACCGAGGACCAGUACAUUUUUAUACACGAUGCCAUCUUGGAGGCCAUUAUUUGCGGACAAACGGAAGUGCCAGCACGCAACUUACACACCCACCUACAGAAAUUGUUGGUAACCGAACCGGGCGAGAAUAUCACAGGCAUGGAAAUGGAAUUCAAAAAGCUUUCGAAUGUCAAGGUGGACUCGUCGAAAUUCGUCACCGCCAAUUUGCCAUGCAACAAGAACAAGAAUCGUUUGGUACACAUACUACCAUACGAAUCGAGUCGCGUCUAUUUAACACCCAUACACGGCAUCGAGGGUAGUGAUUAUAUCAAUGCCAGCUUCAUUGAUGGCUAUCGCUAUCGGUCAGCUUAUAUUGCUGCUCAGGGCCCAGUGCAGGAUACGGCUGAGGAUUUCUGGCGUAUGCUGUGGGAACACAAUUCAACAAUUGUAGUUAUGCUGACUAAGCUCAAAGAGAUGGGCAGAGAAAAAUGUUACCAGUACUGGCCACACGAGCGCUCUGUACGCUAUCAGUAUUACGUGGUGGACCCGAUCGCUGAAUACAAUAUGCCACAAUAUAAACUGCGCGAGUUCAAGGUCACCGAUGCACGGGACGGCUCUUCGCGCACCGUACGCCAAUUCCAAUUUAUCGACUGGCCCGAACAAGGUGUACCCAAGUCUGGAGAAGGCUUUAUUGAUUUCAUUGGCCAAGUGCAUAAGACAAAAGAACAAUUCGGCCAAGAUGGACCGAUUACGGUGCAUUGCAGUGCAGGCGUGGGUCGCACUGGCGUCUUUAUAACACUGAGUAUUGUGCUGGAGCGUAUGCAGUAUGAAGGAGUACUGGAUGUAUUCCAAACAGUGCGCAUACUACGCGCCCAACGACCAGCCAUGGUGCAAACGGAGGACCAAUAUCACUUCUGCUACCGCGCCGCUUUGGAGUAUCUCGGCUCCUUCGACAACUACACCAAUUAAUUUGCACGCCACCUUUUAUCCAGUUUACCUAUUGAACCAAUGCGCCGCAAAGUGUAUCAUCAAAUGACAAAAACAAAAAAACAUAAAUCAAAAACCUGCAAACGAAAGUCAAUUUUAGUUUAAAUUAAAAUGCUGCUGGAUUCAUCCAAAGCCUAGUGUGAAAGGAUAAUUUUUAUUUGCCAUAGCGCCUAAAAAGCUGUUACGCAUAAUGUCUUAUGCAUUUUGAUAAGCAACUGAGCACACUUGAAAAUGAAGUAUGAGCACGCUGAAUUUCCCCCAAUUAAACCUGUACGCAAAUUAAGUUCAACUACAACAAAAAUGGAAUAUCAAACUUUCUAGCCAGCAGACAACACAGAACAAAACGUAUCUCUAUUGUAUUCAUUAGUUAAAUGAUAAGUUAAAUUGCUUAGUUUUUAAGCACAAAGUGAAUUAAAGAGAAAGAACAAAAAAUUGUUGAAAUACACAAGUAGACACAUACACAUGCAUGUAGGCUUACAUACAUAUAUUUUAGGCACCUAAGGACCUGAGGGUAUACUUAGUUUUAAGUUGUUUAUUUGUUUAAUGGUAAUUGGUAAUUAUGCUAAGUUAA